Andrographis paniculata is the source of this 769-nucleotide messenger RNA. Its product is annotated as protein THYLAKOID ASSEMBLY 8, chloroplastic-like. The transcript has a single exon. The record is from RefSeq and is a predicted model, not a curated record. NCBI's taxonomy places the organism in Eukaryota, Viridiplantae, Streptophyta, Magnoliopsida, Lamiales, Acanthaceae. The coding region runs from base 56 to 685 and encodes 209 amino acids. Gene Ontology annotation, biological process: chloroplast organization; Group II intron splicing. Gene Ontology annotation, molecular function: protein binding; RNA binding.
UCAAGUGCAGGAUUUUUAUCAUCGUCAUCUUCAAUUGAGGUCACAACCGCCGCCAAUGGCCGCCUCGCUACACUGCAACCUCGCGCUCCUUCCCAGCACCGUCCGCCGCAUUGCCGCCGUCCGAUGCGGUCCACGCGACAAUCGUCCGCCGAUCAUGAAAGGUCGGAUUCUCAGCACCGAAGCAAUCCAAGCCAUCCAAUCGCUGAAACGAGCGCACAGGAUCGAUCCAGCGAAUCUCCCCACUCACAUCCUCACCCGCCUUAUAAAAGCCGACCUCACCUCGGCGAUGCACGAGCUUCUGCGGCAAGACCACUGGGACAUCGCCGCCGGAGUUUUCUCCACUCUCCGAUCGGAGCACGGCGCCGACCUCAGCGCGUACGCCGAAUUCGCCGCUGCGCUGGCCAGGAAUGGACUGGCCGAGCAAAUCGAUUCACUGGUCGACGAAUUGGAGCAGGACGGCGGAAUCCGGCGCGGAAACGGCAAGGCGGUGCUGCGGCUGGUGAAGGCGGUGGUCGGCGCCGGGAGGAGAGAAUCGACGGUCAGGAUUUACGCGAUGGUGAAGAGCAGUGGAUGCGAAAUGGACGAGUAUUUGGGGAGGGUUUUCAGCAGAGGCUUGAGGCGGUUAGGUGAGGUGUCAUUGGCUAAAGAAGUAGAGAGUAUUUACAAGGGUAAUUUCGUCAAUUGAAAGUUUCAGAUUUGAUUUUGUUUUGUUGCUGAUAUUCACUUUUUUUUUUUUUUUUUUAAUAUAAAAUUUUAUUCCAAUUACGUG